AUGGUCUGCGGCACCACCUCAGCAGCUAGCGUCGGGCUGGUUACAAUCCUCGUGCCCUCUCUCGUUAUACCGUUCGUCCUUGCCAACGUGGUCGGCUGGACCAUAUUCGGAGUGCACAAGCACCGCAAACACAAGCGUCAACGUGAAGGCCGUGGUGCUGGCGAUGGAUCUGCAGCAGGAGCGGGCAAUACUUUCGUCACGAGUACAGGACCGAGUGGAGAAACCGUGGUUUCUGUUGUGCCAGCCGGCGCUGCUGGUAGCGGUGGUAGUUCUGGUGGCAGCUACGGCGGUUCUGGCGGAUCUGGAACUACAGGAGCGUCUUACACGACGGGUGGAGUGCCUGUUCAGAGACAGGAAGUGGUCUAG
Messenger RNA from Aureobasidium namibiae CBS 147.97, 366 nucleotides. RefSeq lists its product as uncharacterized. The transcript has a single exon. Bases 1 to 366 code for a protein of 121 amino acids. The record is from RefSeq and is a predicted model, not a curated record. Lineage: Eukaryota; Fungi; Ascomycota; Dothideomycetes; Dothideales; Saccotheciaceae.